Messenger RNA from Parus major (Great Tit), 4710 nucleotides. RefSeq names its product glucuronic acid epimerase (gene GLCE). The record is from RefSeq and is a predicted model, not a curated record. Gene Ontology annotation, cellular component: Golgi apparatus. Gene Ontology annotation, molecular function: heparosan-N-sulfate-glucuronate 5-epimerase activity. Lineage: Eukaryota; Metazoa; Chordata; Aves; Passeriformes; Paridae. Gene Ontology annotation, biological process: heparan sulfate proteoglycan biosynthetic process.
AGGAAUGCAGCACCAUGCGCUGCCUGGCCCGCCUCAGCUCCAAGGCGCUGCUGGUUCUCUGCGCGCUCCUGGCGCUGCUCUCGCUGCUCCUCUGGAGCCGCUGCUCCCACCAUUCCCAAACCCCGGCACGGCCCCCGGAGCGCCCCGAGGACGAGGAGGAGGAGGAAGCCUCGCCCCGGGACGCUCCGGGAAUCCCGGGAAGCGCCGGGAAAGCGGCGCCGCGCUACGAGGAGAUCGACUGCGUCAUCAACGAGGAGCAGACGGUGAAGGGGCGGCGCGAGGGCUCCGAGGUUUUCCUGCCCUUCAGCUGGGUGGAGAAAUACUUCCAGGUGUACGGCCGAAUCACGGGAUCCGACGGGAACGAGCGCUUCGAGUUCUCCCACAGCUACUCCAAGGUGUACGCGCAGCGCGCGCCGUACCGGCCCGACGGCGUCUUCAUGUCCUUCGAGGGCUACAACGUGGAGCUGCGCGACAGGGUCAAGUGCAUCAGCGGGGCUGAAGGUGUUCCCAUUCCCAAUCCUUUCCCAUUCCCAAUCCUUCAUUCCGGACCCAUCCAGCUGAAACCUCCCCAUGACCCUGAACCCAUCCAAGGGCUGCCCUAAAUCCUCGGGGAUCUCCCCCAAACCCCGAACCCUUCCUGCCGGGAUCCUCCCCGCGCUGAUCCCUUUUCCCGGGACGGGGCGUGGGGCUCAUCCCUUUCAGAAAACUCCGAGGGCGUUUCCCUGGAGCUGAACAACGGCCGCGAUUUCAUCAUCUCCUUCGACCUGAAGCUGCAGGGCAACGGCAGCGUCUCAGUGCUGCUGGAGACCACGGAGCGGGGCCGGCCGCUGGCCGUGCGCUACGCGCCGGGGGCGCCGCUGCUGGCGCUGCGUGACGGCGACGUCGUCUACGGCAUCGGCGGCGCGGGCGGCGGCUGGAGGCGGCUGACGCGCGACCUCCUGACCGACCUGCGCAAGGGGCUGGGGCUCUCGCGCACCAAGGCCGUCAAGCAGACCAAGGUGGCCCCCAAGAGGCUCCUGCGCUUGGUGGCCAAAGGCCGCGGCUUCCUGGACAACGUGACGGUGGCGGCCAGCGCGCACACGGCCGCCUUCUUCGCCGCCAGCCGCUGGCUGCUGCGCAACCAGGACGAGCGCGGCGGCUGGCCCAUCGGCGUCACCAGGAAGCUGGGAGAAGGUUUCAAAUCCCUGGAGCCGGGCUGGUACUCGGCCAUGGCGCAGGGCCAGGCCAUGUCCACGCUGGUCAGGGCGUACCGGCUGACCGGGGAGCCGGCCUUCCUGAGCGCCGCGCUGCGCGCCACCGCGCCCUUCAAGCUGCCGGCGGAGCGGCGCGGCGUCAAGGCGGUGUUCAUGGAGCGGCACGACUGGUACGAGGAGUACCCCACCACGCCCAGCUCCUUCGUGCUCAACGGCUUCAUGUACGCCCUGAUCGGCCUCUACGACCUGAAGGAGACGGCGGGCGAGGAGCGGGGCCGCGAGGCGCGGCUGCUCUACGAGCGCGGCAUGGAGUCGCUGAAGGCCAUGCUGCCGCUCUUCGACACCGGCUCCGGCAGCGUCUACGACCUGCGGCACUUCACGCUGGGCACGGCGCCCAACCUGGCGCGCUGGGAUUACCACACCACCCACAUCAACCAGCUGCAGCUGCUCGCCUCCGUGGACGACGCGCCCGUCUUCAGGGAGUUCGUCAAGAGGUGGAAGAGUUACCUGAGAGGGGGCAGAGCCAAGCACAACUGAGAGCCGGGGAUGGAGAGGAGAGUGGGGCCGAGGGACGGCGGGGAUCGGGAAUGUGGAGGGGGAGCGGUGACAGAGUUCCCAAAAUAAAGGAAAAAUGGGAUUUUGGGAUUGCUGCGGGGAAGUCAGGGCAGAGAGGUCCCAAAAACAAGGAAAAACGGGAUUUGAAGUUGCUUCAGGGAAGUGGCAGCACGGCAUGGAGAGGUCCCAAAAUAAAGGAGAAACUGGGAUUUGGGAUUGCUCCGGGGAAGUCAUGACAAAGAGGUCCCAAAAACAAGGAAAAACAGGAUUUGGGAUUGCUGUGGGGGAGCAGUGACAGAGAGAUCCCAAAAUAAAGGAAAAACUGGGAUUUGGGAUUGCUCCAGGGAAGUCAUGACCCGGCACGGAGAGUUCACAAAAACAAGGAAAAACUGGGAUUUGAAAUUGCUUCAGGGAAGUCGCAGCCUGGCACGGAAAGUUCCCAAAACCAAGGAAAACUGGGAUUUGGAACUGCUGCAGGGAAGUGAUGACAGACAAUUCCCAAAAACAAGGAGAAACCGGGAUUUGAAAUUGCUCCGGGGAAGUCACGGCCCAGCAUGGAGCGUUCCCAAAAUAACAGAAAAACUGGGAUUUGGAACUGCUGCAGGGAAGUCGUGACAGAGAGUUCCCAAAAUAAAGGAAAAACCGGGAUUUGAAAGUGCUCCGGGGAAAUCGUGGAAUCACAGCCGUGCACGGAGCGUUCCCAAAUAACGGCGGGCGCUGAAAGUGCUCUGGGAAAAUCGCCGCUCCCAUUCCCGGCGCGGGAAGAUUUGGGAUCGGGACGUUCCCGCCUGGAGCUCCGGGCAGGGAUUUGUUGGGAUUGGUUUUGCCCUUUUCAAGGAAAAGGUUUUGCAGGAGCCACAGAAACCUUGGAAUUGCAGCCCAGAGAGCUCAUCGGGGGCCUCUCCCAGCGGGAUUUGGCUCCAUGUGGGAGCAGCUCCCGCGGGAAGCGCUCGGAGCCGGGGGGGGCUGUUCCUCGGGAUUGGCCUUUUCAGGAUGAGAUCCGCGCUUGGAAUUCUCUGCCCUGAGAUCCUGGAGCUGCUGGAGGGAUUUUUCAUGGAAAACAUGUGGCCGGCGUCACGGAAGCACAACUGGGAGCCUGGAGCAAACAGCGCUGGGAUCCGUAUCCCGGUCACUGGAAUUCCCUGGGAAUGGGAUCCCGUAUCCCGGUCACUGGAAUUCCCUGGGAACUGGGAUCCUGUAUCCCAAUCACUGGAAUUCCCUGGGAAUGGGAUCCCGUAUCCCGGUCACUGGAGUUCCCUGGGAAUGGGAUCCCCUAUCCCAAUCACUGGAAUUCCCUGGGAACUGGGAUCCCAUAUGCUGGAUCUCCGCGUUUUCUAUAGGAUUUUGGAAUUCCAUCUGGAGAUUCCUCAGAGCUCUGGGGACGUUUUUGGGAAUGGCUCAAGCGGGACCUGGAGUCCCUCAGGAUAUUCGGGAAUUCGGGAAUCGCCAUUUUUCUCCUGCUCCAGCCCAUCCCGCCUUUUCCCAGCUCCAUCCCAGAGGCUUUUCCAGCUCUCCCUGGGCUGGAAUUCCUGGAGAAGCCACCUCUGGAUCCCUGGGACGUGGAGCAGCGGGAGCUCCCUAUGGAAUGGGAUGAGCUUUAAGGUCCCUCCCCCAAACAUUCUGUGAUCCCGUGAUCCCCCUGCUGCCUGAUCCCGGGAUUUGGGAAUCCCCGGCGCUCCCGUCCCACGGCGGAGCUCAUCCCGAUCCCAAAAUCCCGGGAUUCGGGACAACGCCCGUCUCCGUCUUCCCGUCCCUUUCAUUUUUGGAGGCUUUUCCUUCAUUUCCCGCCCGUCCUGGAGUGACUUUUCCAUCCUUCCCAAAAAAUCCCCCUCCAUCCUCCCCCUGCCUGUUCCUUCCGUCGUUUUCCCGCUUGGAAAACCGGGAGAGGCUCCGGGUUGCCUUCGGUGCCUUUCGAAGGCCGGAAUUCCCCUCAGGUGGGAUUUUUUGGGAAUUGGUGCCGGUUUUCCCGCUCCGGAAGUUUGGGAUGGGCGUUCCAAGGUUGUCCUUCCGUCUCUUCCCAGAGGAGCUCCCGGGAAUCCCCAGAGGCUGCGAUUCCAUGGGGAAUCCGCCGGGAAUUCCCAAUAUUCCUUCCGUUCCCUCGUGCGUCGGAAGAGGAUCCUUGGCCGCGGAGCCUCAGAACUUCACGGAAUCCAAAAAUUCCUCAAAACUUCAUGGAAUUCCUUCCAGUUUGGGAUCUCUUUGUUCAUUCCCAGCUUCAAAUUCCCGGAGAUCUUCGGGACCAAGGUCAGCUUUGAUCCCGGAUUUUCCGUUGGCUCUUCCCACGGGAUCUGCUCGCCGGGGCUCCCCCACCCCAACAGCACAAGCACAACCCUCCCAGGGAUCCGGAAUUCCCAGGGAUCCGGAAUUCCCGGGGAUCCGGAAUUCCCUGGAAUCCAGACAUUCCCUGGGAUCCGGAAUUCCCUGGAAUCUAGACAUUCCGUGGGAUCCGUAAUUCCCUGGGAUCCAGCAUUGCCUGGAAUCCGGAAUUCCCUGGAAUCCAGACAUUCCCUGGGAUCCGGAAUUCCCUGGGAUCCGGAAUUCCCUGGAAUCUGGAUUCCCUGGAAUCUGGCGUUCCCUGGAAUCCAGACUUUCCCUGGAAUCCAGAAUUCCCUGCAAUCCUCUCAUUCCCUGGAAUCCUCUCAUUCCCGUUCUCCUCCUCCUCCUCCUCCCCGGGCGUGGCUUGGCUGGGAUUUCGUUGGAUUUCCCGGGAUUUUCCCCAUGGAAAAUAUGCAAUAAUGGUUUUCCCGGCUGCUCCGGGCCGGCCGCUCCUCCGGGAAGCUCUGGAAGCACAAAGUGCUCGGGAUUCGUUUUGUAAUUCCGCCCCUCCGGAAUAUUUUUUCUUUUUUGGCGGGAAGAGGUUCUCCUCCGUUUCUGCGGGACACCGGGAAUGCUCGGGAAGCUUUCUAAGAAUGGGAAAUAAAUUUUUUUAUCUUAAGGAAAAAAAAAAAAGAAAAAUUCCUGG